CCCUCACCUCACUUCCGACUCGGACGUCCGUUGCAGUCUCCGUCUGCGUCGCAGGUCCAGCUCAUCUGUCAAACGGCUACCCAAACGCCACCGGAAUACACACUCAGGCGUCUCCUCCAAGUCCCAACAUCUCAGUUCAUCCGGUUCACGGAACUGCUGAAGUUAUAAAUCCCGGUCUACCCUGAAAUCAUCUUGCCAGCGUAGCACUCCAUCCCGUACUUGGACCGCUACACUUCCUCUUGCUUGCGACCGACCAUGGCACUCGUUCUCCCGCUUGAACUCGCGCGCCCGCUUGACGUGCUCCUGAUUGACAACUUCGACUCCUUCACCUGGAACAUCUACCAGUCCCUCUGUCUCCUCGGCGCACAGGUCACCGUCAUCCGGAACGACGCGAUCUCCCCGGCCGCGUUCCCGCUGCUGAAGAUCAACUCGCUCAUCAUCUCGCCCGGACCUGGACAUCCCGCUACGGACUCGGGCAUCUCGUGCGAGGCGAUCAGGUUCUUCACCGGGAAGGUGCCUGUGUUGGGCGUGUGCAUGGGGCUCGAGUGUCUCGUGGACGUGUUUGGGGGCCAUAUCGGCUACGCCGGAGAGACUAUGCACGGCAAAGUCAGCGCCAUCCGACACGACGGCCGGGGCUGCUUCAAGGAUAUUCCCCAGGGCAUCAAAUCUACUCGCUACCAUUCGCUCAGCGCGUCCUCGAGCACACUCCCGGCCGAGCUUGCUAUCACCGCGAUUACCCAGGAGAGCGGCGUCAUCAUGGGUGUCCGCCACCGCAAGUACACUCUCGAAGCGGUACAGUACCACCCGGAGAGUAUCCUCUCCGAGGGUGGCGACCUGCUCCUCAAGAACUUUCUUUCUAUCCGGGGCGGCACCUGGGACGGCAACCCAGCAUACCGCGUCACCGAGGGUUCCCUGCCUGCGUUCGGCCUCGAUGGCAUUGCGAGCGUGGUCGAGACCAAUGGCAGCGCCAACGGGCACGCGAGCGGGAGCACAAGCUCCAAGGUGCCGACUAUCCUCGAGAAGAUCUACGCGCAGCGAACGAAGGACGUCGAGCUCGCAAAGAAGACACCCGGGACGACACCCGAAGACCUCGAUACGCUGCUCUCGCUCAAUAUCGCCCCCGCCCCGGUUUCGUUCGUUCAGCGGCUCAAACAGUGCCCAAAGAAGCCCGCGCUCAUGGCCGAGAUCAAGCGCGCCAGCCCGUCGAAGGGCCCGAUCGCAAUGACCACGAACGUAGCCCAGCAAGCUCUGACGUACGCCCUGUCCGGGGCGUCCGUCAUCUCCGUGCUCACCGAGCCGACCUGGUUCAAGGGCACGCUGCUGGACAUGCGCCUCGCGCGGCAGGCCAUCGACGCGCUCCCGUACCGUCCGGCAGUGCUCCGCAAAGACUUCAUCUUCGACGAGUACCAGAUCGCAGAGGCGCGUUUGCAUGGCGCAGACAGCGUGCUGCUCAUCGUUGCGAUGCUGCCCGUACCGCGUCUGCACGCGCUAUACGAGUACUCGCGGUCGCUCGGCAUGGAGCCCCUUGUGGAAGUGAACAAUGCGCGCGAAAUGGAGGCCGCCCUGGCGCUCGGCGCGAAGGUCAUCGGCGUGAACAACCGCAACCUGCACGACUUCCAAGUGGACAUGGGAACGACGAGCCGGCUUGUGGAUAUGGUCCGCGAGCGCGAUGUCGUGCUCUGUGCGCUUAGCGGCAUCCAGAGUGCGGAUGACGUCCGCACGUACACCGAGCAGGGCGUCGGCGCUGUGCUGGUUGGGGAGGCGUUGAUGCGCGCGAAGGACACCCAGGCGUUCAUCCGCCAGCUCCUCGACUGGCCCGAGCCCGAGGACGCGAAGGGCAAGGCCGUUGAGGCUGCCCCGCCGCUGGUGAAGAUCUGUGGCAUCCGCACGGAGGAAGAGGCUCUCACCGCGAUCGAGGCAGGCGCGGACAUGCUAGGGCUCAUGUUCGUAUCCUCGAGUAAGCGGCACGUCUCGCUGCAGCAGGCGCAGAAGAUCUCGGCGGUCGUCCACGGGCAUCGCCUUGCGCGCCCGCCACACGCCACCGCCGUCGAAGCCCCCGCUGCGGCGGCGCAGCUCAAGAACGAGCCGUGGUUCACCGCACACGCGCGCCGACUCUCCGCCGCGCUUGCCGGCGAAUCUUCCGCCCGGCCACUCGUCGUGGGUGUGUUCCAGAACCAGUCGCUCGAGACGAUCCUGCAGGCGGUCGCGGACGCGCAGCUCGACAUGGUGCAGCUGCACGGGUCGGAGCCGAAUGGGUGGGCGCGUCAUAUCCCAGUGCCGACCGUGCGCGUGUUCCACGUUGACGCGGACGGGAACGGACUCGAGGGCAUCACGCGCUCCGGCGCGCACGAGUUCGUGCUGCUCGACGCGGUACCGCGGGGGAGCGCGAACGGGCUGAGCGGCGGCACGGGGUCGCGGAUAGACCUGGAGCUUGCGAAGGGUGUUGUGGAGAAGGGUGAGGUUGGGACUGGGGAGACGCUACCGAUCAUCCUGGCUGGGGGACUCACGCCGAGCAACGUGAAGGAGGUCGUUGCGACUGUGAGGCCGUGGGCGGUGGAUGUGAGCGGGGGCGUUGAGAAGGCGGAUGGGUCUGGGAAGGACCCUGAAAAGGUUAAGGCGUUUGUGGCCGCUGCGAAGGCGUUGUAG
Messenger RNA from Trametes versicolor FP-101664 SS1, 2646 nucleotides. RefSeq names its product N-anthranilate isomerase. Gene Ontology annotation, biological process: L-tryptophan biosynthetic process. The transcript has 2 exons. The record is from RefSeq and is a predicted model, not a curated record. NCBI's taxonomy places the organism in Eukaryota, Fungi, Basidiomycota, Agaricomycetes, Polyporales, Polyporaceae. The coding region runs from base 256 to 2646 and encodes 796 amino acids. Gene Ontology annotation, molecular function: indole-3-glycerol-phosphate synthase activity; anthranilate synthase activity; phosphoribosylanthranilate isomerase activity.